AUGGCUCCUGUCGCGACUGUCGGUUUGAAUAAUACACUUGACGGUGUCGCUCACGCUUUGAAACAAACUAAAUCUUCUGAAGGUACUUUUCCAGAAGCGGAAAAUGUCCAGGAUAUGAAGAAAAUACUACACGAGGAAGAUUUCUACAAUAAGGAAGUUUACCCUCCAAUUCUUCACGAAGCUGUUUCCGAUGAUUUACCAUUAGAGAAAGUGUACGGUGUUAAUGUUACUGCUUCUCCAGAGUUGAUUGCUGAUGAAUCCAAGAUCGGACCAUUGGUUGACGAAUGGUUCGAACAAUUCAAUGUUUUGAUGAAUAAGAUCAAUUCCGGUUCCACAUCGGUUUCAGAAGAAGACUGGUCUCGGUUGUUUGGAAACCACGGUACCUGGAGAGAUCAUUUAGGUGUCACUUUUGAUUUACAUUCUUUCAUCGGUUUGGAAAACUUGUCAAACGAUUUACAACCGCUAUUGUCCAAGGCUAAAUUGUCCAAUUUCCAAUUGGAUAAAUUGGCCGAUUAUAGAUACACUUCCGGUUACGGUAAGGUGUUGAUGCAUGAACCAAAAUCAGGUAGACCUCCUGUGGAAUGGGUUCAAGUUUAUUACACUUUUGAAAAUAAAUUGGGUAGUGGUAAAGGUAUUGCCAGAUUGACCGCUGUUUAUGAUGAGAAAUUGCAAAAAUCAACUUUGAAAGCUUUCACCUUCUACACUGGGUUGGAAGAUUAUAAAGAGUAUCCUGAAGCUAUCUUCGGUAACAGACCAGAAGGUGUUAACCAUGGUCAACACGUUGGUAGAGAAUCUUGGGUCGAAAGAAGAGCUAAAGAAUCCACUUUCACUGAAGACCAUCAACCAACUGUCUUGAUCGUUGGUGGUGGACAAGGUGGUUUAACUGUCGCAGCAAGAUUGAAGAUGUUUGGGGUUAACUCCUUGAUCAUUGAAAUGAACCCCAAGAUUGGUGAUAACUGGAGAAACCGUUACAAGUUUUUGGUUUUGCAUGACCCAGUCUGGUAUGACCAUUUGCCAUAUUUGAACUUCCCACCAUCUUGGCCAAUUUUCACUCCAAAAGAUAAGAUUGGUGAUUGGUUUGAAGGUUAUGCAAAGACAAUGGAUUUGAACUAUAAAUGUAGUUCCAUGGUUACCGGUGCUACUUUUGAUGACGUUUCGAACAAAUGGACAGUUCAAGUUAAGGAUUUCAAUACGGGUAAGAUUAUCACAUACACCCCAGAUCAUUUGGUUAUGGCCACUGGUCAUUCCGGUGAACCACGUAUGCCUAAGUUCCAAGACCAAGAGUUGUUCAAGGGGAAAAUCGUUCACUCUUCCAAGCAUGGAUCUGGUGCUGAAUUCAGUGGUGGGAAGGCAUUAGUUGUUGGUGGUUGUAAUUCUGCACAUGAUAUUUGCCAAGAUUUCUACGAACAAAACGUUGAUGUUACCAUGUUGCAAAGAUCCUCGACUUGUGUCAUUACUGUGGAACAUGGUAUGUACCAUAACAUUAGAGGUGUUUACGACGAAACCGGGCCAUUAACUGAAACCGCUGACAGAAUUUUCCACUCAAUGCCACUUUCUUUGUUAAACGGUGUUAUGCAACAACAAUACCGUGCAUCAUGUCAAGACGAUGUCGAAUUAUUGAAGGCAUUGGAAAGACGUGGUUUCAAGACAAAUGCCGGUUACGGUGGUACUGGUUUGUUCGGAUUGUACUUCCGUCAAGGAUCUGGUUACUACAUUGAUGUUGGUUGCUCCAAAUUGAUCUGUGAUGGUAAGGUUAAGAUUAAGCAAGGUCAAAGUAUCAAGAGAUUCUUGCCAUCCGGUACAGGUGUGGAAUUUACCGACGGAACCAUCCUUGAAGGUUUGGACGUUAUUGUUAUGGCUACUGGUUACACCAACAUGAAAGAAACAGCCAGAAGAUUGUUUGGAGACAGAGUUGCUGACAGAUUGGACCCUGUCUGGGGUUUGGACAAAGAAGGUGAAUUGAAGACUAUUUGGAGAGACUCUGGCCAUCCAAACUUCUGGUACAUGGGUGGUAACUUGGCUGUAUCCAGAUACUACUCUAAGAGACUAGCAUUGAGGAUUAUUCAACAAGUGAAAGGCCUUGAAUACUGA
Molecule: messenger RNA, 2091 nt
Organism: Kluyveromyces lactis
Lineage: Eukaryota; Fungi; Ascomycota; Saccharomycetes; Saccharomycetales; Saccharomycetaceae
Product: flavin-containing monooxygenase
Exons: 1
Coding region: 1-2091 (696 amino acids)
Molecular function (GO): monooxygenase activity; flavin adenine dinucleotide binding
Source: RefSeq, a predicted model, not a curated record